Messenger RNA from Durio zibethinus, 1104 nucleotides. Its product is annotated as putative gamma-glutamylcyclotransferase At3g02910. NCBI's taxonomy places the organism in Eukaryota, Viridiplantae, Streptophyta, Magnoliopsida, Malvales, Malvaceae. The record is from RefSeq and is a predicted model, not a curated record. Gene Ontology annotation, cellular component: cytosol. Gene Ontology annotation, molecular function: gamma-glutamylaminecyclotransferase activity.
CCCUUCGUAAAUUCCUGCUACAGAGAUUCUUUACAGUUAAAAUUCCUCACCAGACAAACGCAAUCCUUCAAUAAAUAGAACUCCGCAAUCCAAACCUCUUUCUAUAUCCCAAUCCUCUCUUUCUCCUUUUAUAUUUCCUCGCUUUCUCGCCAACCAAUCACCUCGACACCCAAACACCCAUUCGUUUCAGAAAAGACAAAAAAAAAAAUGGUUGUUGAAAAAAAUAACUGUACGAGCCUCAUUUUCACUUACGGUACCUUGAAACGGGGUUUUUCCAAUCACGUGCUUCUUCAAGAUUUAAUGCGAACCGGAGACGCCGUAUUCAAAGGAGCAUAUCGAACCGUGGAAAAAUACCCUCUCGUUUGCGGGCCUUACCGCGUCCCAUUCCUCCUCAACAUGCCCGGUUCGGCGCACCAAGUCACGGGCGAGUUGUACGCCGUGUCGUCUCGGGGACUUGCCCGCGUCGACGAACUGGAAGGCACGAGUAGCGGGCAUUACGAGCGGCUGCCGAUCCAGCUGAUGCCAGCCGGCAACGGUAACGAAAGCGGGAACAAAGAAAACGAUGAAGAGUUGUUAACGUGCACGGCGGAGGCGUAUUACGCGCACAAGAGUUACGAGAAGGAGAUGUGGAAGAGAAAUGGUAGGAAAGGGCUUUGGAUGUAUUCGGAGAAAGAAGCCAAAGGUUAUGUGAAAAGAAAUGAUAGGCCUCAAAAUCUCAGUUUUUUGGAUCAUAUUAGGAUUUUUAUUUCUUCUCCUUCUGAUUAAUUGAAAAAAUAAAUUGAAAUAAAAUUUGGAUGUUUGUAUUUUGUUAUGAAUUUUCAUGGGUUGUUUUUUUUUUUUUUUUAGCUUUUUCUCUAUUUUGGUGUUAGCGUAAUUUGCAAUAUUGAAGAAAUUACAAAUGAGAAACAAGGUUGGAUCUUCUCAAUUUGCUGCAUUUUGUGUAUAAAUUUUGCAUGGGUAGGUUUUUCAAUGUGAAAAUUAAAGUAUCGUAACUCCAACUUGAAAAUUUCGUAGAAAAAUUCAUUUCAUUAAUAAGUUCCCAUGUUUAGGUCCAAAAUUUUAGCCUCCAAAUGCAAUUUACUAAGAUGAACAGAAUUCAAAUUC